Messenger RNA from Xylona heveae TC161, 1815 nucleotides. RefSeq names its product WD40 domain-containing protein. The coding region runs from base 1 to 1815 and encodes 604 amino acids. Lineage: Eukaryota; Fungi; Ascomycota; Xylonomycetes; Xylonales; Xylonaceae. The record is from RefSeq and is a predicted model, not a curated record. The transcript has 6 exons. Gene Ontology annotation, molecular function: protein binding. Gene Ontology annotation, cellular component: GID complex. Gene Ontology annotation, biological process: proteasome-mediated ubiquitin-dependent protein catabolic process.
AUGCGUUUAGACAACGAAUCGUCGCGAUCUUCAAGUUCGUCCCGGGCGCAGUCGCAUGGUACCCGUUUCUCGCCGCAAAGUAAGAGCGCAUUGUCCAAUGGAAACCCUUAUGGUUUGAGCGCAGCCAACGGACUUUCCACCUCGCAGUCCAAUGGAACCGCCUCAGGCAAACCUCGCCCAACAUAUUUUGGACACGACCGAGAAGAAGUUGCUCGAAUUUUGAUCCAAAGUUUAGCUGAUUUGGGCUAUAAUGGAGCUGCGGCGGCACUCACACAAGAAAGUGGUUACGAGCUUGAGAGCCCUUCAGUAGCAGCAUUUAGGAACGCUGUUCUAUCAGGUGAAUGGGCUGAGGCCGAGAGCUUAUUAUUUGGUAACGUACCUAUCGACGGCGGAGUGGAAUUUGAUGGGGCGGACGGAUCAUACGCACGAGGGCUGGUUUUGGCGGAAGGUGCAGACAAGAAUGAGAUGCUCUUUUGCCUGAGGCAGCAAAAAUUUCUUGAGCUACUAGAGGAAAGAGAUCUAGGAAGUGCUCUGAUGGUGUUGCGUCAGGAGCUGACGCCGCUUAAUCGAGACAUUAGCAAGCUGCACGCUCUCUCAAGUUUGAUCAUGUGUCAGUCUGCCGAAGACCUCAAGGAGCAAGCGAGCUGGGAUGGGGCUGCUGGAGCAUCACGGCAUAUCCUUCUUUCGGAGCUUUCGAAAUCCAUUUCACCUUCAGUCAUGAUUCCCGAACAUAGGUUAGCAGUUCUGCUCAACCAAGUCAAGCAACACCAAAUCUCAAAUUGUCUCUAUCACAACACUGCGAGUUCCCCCUCUCUCUACUCAGACCAUAGCUGCGAUAGGAGUCAAUUUCCCCUGCGAACAACCGCAGAAUUGCAGCAGCAUACGGACGAGGUCUGGUUCUUGGAGUUUUCUCACGACGGCACCAAGUUGGCGACUGCGAGCAAGGAUCGAACCGUGGUCGUAUACGACACCCGGUCCUGGGAACCAAUUCACGUGCUCUGCGAGCAUACGGAUCCUGUCGCGUAUGUUGCAUGGUCUCCGGACGAUUCGAAGUUGAUUACAUGUUCUCACGAUCGUAAAGCUCGUUUAUGGGAUAUGAGUACCGGCACAUGCUCCUUGACGAUCAAUCAUCAUAACGAGCCAGUUACAACCGCAUCUUGGGCACCAGAUGGCCAAGUAUUCGUCACUGGUUCGCUGGACAGCCAGCUCUCACUUUGCGUCUGGGACUUGAGUGGAAACCGGCUGCAUGCUUGGUCUGGCUACCGAGUACAGGACUCAGCCAUCUCCCUCGAUGGUACAAAGCUGGUCACAAUUUCAACGGAGAAGAAGAUUUACGUCUAUGACCUUGAAAAGCGAGAAGAGCUGUACAAUCUCGCACUCAAGGCUGAGCUCACCUGCGUCAAUAUCAGCCGUGACUCACGAUACCUUUUGGUUAACAUGUCGGACCAUGAGAUUCAAUUAAUCGAUAUUGAAACGGCCGAGACAGUUCGAAGAUACCUCGGCCAGCAGCAGGGUCGGUUUGUGAUUCGCAGUGGGUUUGGCGGUGCCAGCGAAAAUUUUAUCAUCAGUGGAAGUGAAGACUCUCGGGUGUACAUUUGGAACCGUGAAAGCGGCACGCUCGUGGAGACUUUGGAAGGCCAUGCGUCUGGCUGCGUCAAUUCUGUCUCGUGGAACCCCACUGAUCCCUGUCUCUUCGCCUCGGCUGGCGAUGACAAGAAAGUUCGAAUUUGGUCUAAAGCAUUGAUUCCUCCCUCUUCAUGGGGAGCUGUCCGCAAUGGUCAUAAGCAUAGGAGCCUGGACGACUUGGUUGCUUAG